GUAUCGCGACACGACCUUGCGCCGCUGCAAUGGUGACACGCCCCAAACAUGCAAAUUCUCUGAGAAUGCGCGAGCUGCGUGUUUCCUUAAAGAUUUAAGUAAGGCUUCAUUCUGGUACAUUAGUGGGCUUCACACUGACGUGCGAAGAAGGUUGAAAGCCAGGAAGUUAGCGUUCCGCACCCAGCACGUUCGCGACAACCACUUUGUAAAUGAUACUGCCUCUACACGUGAACUCAAUGAUGUGACCGGUCAGCCUUGGUGCGGCCGAGGCGCUGCAACUUCCAGCAUGCGAGCAGAAGCAGAGCCGGCUUCGGGCUGGCAGAAACUGCCACGGGAGCUCGUCGAGAGAGUCGCGAGUUAUCUAGGACCCAAUGACAUCGCCGUCCUUCGCGGGCUGGACACAUACACGCACGCGCUGUUCGAUGGCCGGGAGCACGCCGUCUUCCACCUGUCGCUGCCAGUGCCACCGGGCGUCUUUGCGCGCUUUUGGUCCCCCCGCGUCGUCAGCCACCUGCCUCUCAAGCAGCGACGGCAGCUGGUGACGCUGACCGCAGCCAGCGGCGUGCUCCAGAACCUGCGCCUGGCUGUGGAGAUGUGCGAGCUGGCGGCGCCGCUGGGGGUGGACGUGUUCGUGGCGGCGGCGCGGGCGGGCGCGCUGCCGGUGUGCCGCUGGCUGAGGGAGCAGCGCUGCCCCUGGUCGUGGGACACGCUAGAGGCAGCGGCAAGAGCGGGGCAGACGGAGGCGGUACAGGCGCUCAUCUCCGCGGGCUGUCCGCUGGAGGGGUCGGGCCUAAUGGCCGCCGCCGCUGCCGGCGGCUCUAUAGGCCUGCUCGAGUGGCUGUUGGCGCGGGGCUGCGCAGAGCGCGGCGCCGCCGCCAGCCGGCCCGGCGGCGGUGGCGGCGCUGCCACCUGGUGGCGCAAAGCCCUGGCGGCGGCGCUGCGUAACGGGCAGGAUCAGGUGGUGGUGUGGCUGAUGCAGCCGGCACAACGCUGGCGCGGCCGGCAGGGGCUGGGCGGCGGCUUUGGCGGCGGCGGCGGCGGCGGUGCGGCUGCCGGCUGGCCGGAUCUUGACGCUGACCCAGAGGCGGCGCUGGAGGCGGCAGAGCUGCUGGAGGCGGCGGCGGAGGGGUCGCCGCUGCCGCUGCUCUGGCAGCUCUACGACUUCUUCGUGGCACACGCCGGCUGCGGCGAGGAAGAGGCGGAGGCGGCCGCGGCCGCGGUGAUAGCGGCGGCCAAGGAGGCGGCUGCAGCGAGGGCACAGGCUGCCUCGGGACGCACCUGCGGCGCGCCCGCACCGCCCGGCGCGGUCUCACCCGGGCCGCGGAGCCCAGGCGCUGUGCUGUUGGCAUCGCCGCGCUCCCCCGGAGCCCCCGGACUCCUGUUCCCCGACACGGGCGGGUCGCCGCCGCACCGCAGCACACCGGACAACCGCGGCCGACCCAACCCUGCUGCACCUGGCCCCGGUGCCCUCGGUGGCCCCGACGGCGAUGGCGGCGGCGGCGGCGGCCUUGGCGGCGGCGGCGGCAGGAGCCGCCAGGCGGCGGCGCUGGUGGACGCUCUGCGCGCUACCACCUGGCGUGGCCGAGUGCUGGCGGCGGCGGCGGCCAGCUGCUCGCCCGACUGGCGGGACAAGGUGACGUUCCUGGAAGCGGCGGGGCUGCGGCCCGUGGAGCGGUUCGGACUGGCGGUGGUGGCGGAGCGUGCGGCGGCGUACCGGGGACCGCGGCCGGCGGCGGCGGGGGCGGGGGCGGCGGCAGGGGCGGGAGCGGGAAGGGGAAGGGGUGGUGGUGGAGGAGGCGGAGGUGGUGGAGGAGGCGGAGGCUGGCGAGGUGGGGGCGAGGCGGUGUGGGUGGCGACGGAGGGAGAGGGUCGGAGAGGUAGCGGCGCGACGCUGCAGCUGAAGCGGCUGGGCGCUGGCUCCGGGCCAGCCGCCAGCCCGCAUGUGAGCGGCUCUGGCGCGGGCGGCGGCGACGGCAGCGACUAUGGCAGUCGCGGCUCUCCGCCAAGAGCACGCGCGGCAGCCGCAUUGCCUGCGUCUUUAGCGGGGCCGGCGCCCACGCCCCCCGGCAGUGGUGACGGCGGCAGCGGCCACGGUGGUCCGGUGGGCGGUGCCGACGAACACGAUGACGCCCUGACUCGGCUGCAGUGGCUCCGCCGCCGGCGCUACCCCAUCUCCGGCGCCGCCGUCUUCGGCCAGGCCGUGCGCGCCGACAACGUGCGGGCGGUGCCGUACCUGCUCAACCGCAACCGCCGGCGGCUGGAGCGGUUGGAGCUGCCGUACGGCUUCAGCGUGCGGCCGGCGCUGAUGGCGGCGGCGGAGGCAGGGCAGCUGGAGGUGCUGCAGGGGGUGCUGGACUGGGCCCUGAGCAGGGCCGCCGCAGACGCCGCGGCUGUCGCCGCCGCGGCUGCUGCAGCAGCAGGCCCAGGCGCCGCCGGGGAUGCAAGCGUGCGCCGGCCUGUCUACAGCGACAGUGACAGUGACGGAGGUGGUGGCAGUGAGGGCGGUGGCGUGAGCGAUGACGGGGGGGUUGGCGAGGACGAGCAGGGCGGCGCCGGCGCGGCGGUGUUGCGGGCGGUGUGCGACGGCGCCGGGGCGAUGCUGGUGGGGGCGGUGCGGGGCGGGCAGCUGCAGGCAGCCUCCUGGGUGCUGGACACGUUUGGGGCCGGCACCAGAGGCGGCCGUGGUGGCGGUGCCGAGUCUGCAGCCGGGGCAGCCGGGCACGGCAAGGGCCGGUCGCUGGCAUGGCCCUGGAAGGGGCGAGGCGCGGCGGGCGCGGGCACGAGUGCCGGCACGGCGAAUGAAGCGACAGGCGACUCCAGGCCGCACCCGGCCGGGGCAGCGGCACAAGGCAGCCACGUCGGUGAUGCGGAUGCUGGUGGUGGUGCUGCUGCUGCUGCUGGCUCCGCAGGAGCCCGCACCGGACUGCGAGCCAUGUUCCGGAAGGUCCUGGGCCGUGGCAUCAGCAGCAGCGGCGGUAACAGCGACGGCAGCAGCCGGCAUACGCACAGCACUGCUGCUGCGGCCUCCGCCACCGCCGCUGGGGGUCACGGCGGAAGCCCCAGGCGGCGCGGUGCGCAGCAGGGCAGGUCGCAUCGCCGCGGCGGCGGUGCAGCCGCCGCCUCUGGCGCCGCCGCCGGCAGGCGGCCCACCGGCGCCGCCGCCUCAGGCGCCGCCGCCAGCCCCGCCGCCGCCACGCCCGGCGCUGCUCGGUCGCUUUUUGUGGAGCUGGUGGGUUGGCGCGAGCCCACUGGCAUGUGGCUGACGGAGCGGCUGUUUGCGGUGGCGGCUGGGUCGGGGCUGGGCAACGCGGUGCCGCUGAUGGCGCUGCUGCGCGCGCACCGCUGCCCCGCCGACGCCAGCGCCUGGUCGGCGGCGGCGGUGGGCGGCGACGUGACGGCGCUGGAGUGGCUGGCGGUGAACAAGGUCGCAAUGCGGAAGAGCCACCGGCCCUACAUGGUGGCUCUGGGCCAGGGCGACCUGGCCACACUGCACUGCCUGCGCCGCCUGAGGUACCCGGUGCGCUGGCGGGACGUGGUGAGAGAGGCCAAGGAGUGGGCGGCGCCCGCCGUGCAGGCGGCCGUCUGCGAGCCGGUGCCAGGCGGCGGCGGCGGCAAGGGCUGGCGCAAGGGCGGCGGGAGCGCAGGAGGUGGCAGUGGCGGCAGUGGCGGCGGCGGCUUCGCCGCCGCGGGCAGCCGGCUGCGCCGCAUGCUCACGUGCAGCGCCCGGCGAGAUAAGCUCCGUGUUGGUGGCGGUGGCCGCGGCGGCAGCGGAGGCUGGGCGGUUGCUGGGUCUAGAGAUGCGGCAGGGGCUGUAGAUGGGGGCGCCGGCACUGCGGCAGGCGACGUCGGCAACGCCGGCAGCAGCGAGGGACAGGGCGGCGGCCGCGCGAGGCUUGGCGGUGUACUGCGGCGUGCGAUGCUGUGGGCGUGGGGGGGCAUCAGCGGCCGGCGGAAAGCAGGACACGCAACCAGCGGUCUGCCCUUGUACCUUGCCGGCGCCGGCGCCACCGCUGCUGGGUCAGGGAGCGGCAGGCGUGGCAAUGGACGCCCCCGAUCGGCGACAGGGCUUGGCAGCGGCGGCGCAGCCGCAAUGUUUCUCCCGCUCGCAGCUGGGUCGGGUGCGGCUGUGGCGGCGGCCAGCGGCAGCUGCCCCUCGCCGCGCCGCAGUGCCUCGUCCCCUCGCCGCUACCAGCCCCCACACCAGCACAACCAGCACAACCAGCACAACCAGCCCCUACCACACCAGCACAACCCGCACCAGCAGCGGCACCAGUCGCCGCACGGCUCGCCGCAGCGUGUGCACGUCGCACCGCCGCGGCCGGCGGCGGCGCCAGCGGCGCUGGGGGCGCAGGGGUUGGUGGCGGCGCCGGCAAUGGCGCCUGUGCCACCAUCAGCGACUGAGCGCGGCGCGCUGAGUGACCUGAUACGGAUGUGGCGGCGCCGUCAGGACGCGGCGGCGGCCGCCUCUGCCGCAAGCCUUCCCGAGCGGGGGCCGUUCGCUGGCCGCGGUCAGGAGGACUAGUUGGGCUGCAUCGGAGGCCUUCAUGCUCCGUGCUUUGCCCAGCACGCACCAUCACGAACGAGAGAUUAGAAUGAUGCAACGUUGGCUUGUGGGACAUGGUUGUACCCGAUGCCGGAUACGCACACACCAACGGUGCUCACCUCCGCGGGUGCUAGAUCACACGCGCAGGGGCGAAGGUGCGGAGUGGCCAGGCAUAGCACCGGCGAGGUUACGUGGACGCGUACAUGUGAUCGCCAUGUGUUUUGAUUAAGUUAGCACGCGUUGUGGCGACCUUUACCGGUAUGCAGACAGUUGGCGGGUUGCAAGAGCCCAUCCAGCCGCGUUGAUGCCAGUGUUCAAGAAGCUCUGGGAACCAUUGAGUUGUCGAUGAUUUAAUCAGGGCGAUGUGAUUGCUGUGGAGCUCGCUCAGGGCACAUUGAUGUGCGCGAGGGUUUCCAUAAUCAAUUCAUCGAGCGACGCUAGCUUUGUAUACGCCCCUCUAUGAAUAUGAGUAAAAAUCCUUUGUGAAGAGGAAACUCGGUAAAUCGACAAGACCGAAAACCUGAGCCCUGACCUGAGCCAGGCCGGGUCGCUUCGCCUACACGUUUGAGCUGUCCCGUAAGAGUAAGCGAUACCUGCUGCUUACCGCCACUGUGACACACGUACGUGUAAAGCUCUCAAAGC
This is a messenger RNA of Chlamydomonas reinhardtii, 5185 nucleotides long. RefSeq lists its product as uncharacterized. The record is from RefSeq and is a predicted model, not a curated record. Bases 287 to 4522 code for a protein of 1411 amino acids. Gene Ontology annotation, biological process: sphingolipid catabolic process; ceramide biosynthetic process. Lineage: Eukaryota; Viridiplantae; Chlorophyta; Chlorophyceae; Chlamydomonadales; Chlamydomonadaceae. The transcript has 5 exons. Gene Ontology annotation, cellular component: membrane; cell periphery; endoplasmic reticulum. Gene Ontology annotation, molecular function: glycerophospholipase activity.